Molecule: messenger RNA, 4146 nt
Organism: Hylaeus anthracinus
Lineage: Eukaryota; Metazoa; Arthropoda; Insecta; Hymenoptera; Colletidae
Gene: crp
Product: helix-loop-helix protein 11-like
Exons: 4
Coding region: 1445-1990 (181 amino acids)
Biological process (GO): regulation of transcription by RNA polymerase II
Cellular component (GO): nucleus
Molecular function (GO): DNA-binding transcription factor activity, RNA polymerase II-specific; protein dimerization activity; RNA polymerase II cis-regulatory region sequence-specific DNA binding
Source: RefSeq, a predicted model, not a curated record
UGGUCGUGGACAUACAAAUGGUUCCAACGUUGUGUACGUUGGGUUUAGCUCGGCGCAGGUGGGGGAAGUGGGGGAGACUGGCGUAUUCUAUGGGCGGGGCUUUUGCCAGCUGGCAGAUGUUUCCCGCGCGGCCGCGCCAUUCCUCUAGCGUAAACCUACGCGACGCGAAAGUAGUUCCUUCGUAACGCGUUAAAUAUUUCUAACAAUAGCUCGCCGAGGAUACGGCUAGGUGUACCCAGUUAUCUGCCACGAACCGAGUGGACGACCAGCGUUCAACUACCUGCAGGAAACCGUGGAAACUCUGCGUGAAACCGAAGAUGAGCUAUUGCGGGAUUGGUCCAAAGAGAGUCGUCGACCAGGGCAGAGCACGCCGUACCGUUCACCCCAACCGUGUCCACUGAACUUUCCGCGAGUGCAAAUAGUUGUCGAGUUGUGAAUCUUCGCGCACGUAGUGUCUGUGUGCUCGGUGACGAUACCGUACCUCUUCUCGACACAGAGGAUUAACCAAUACAUUCAUUCGUGGUCUAUCGUUGCCAAAGUUCGCGAGUGUCGAUCAGAGAUGGGAAUAACGAGAAUCUAGAUGAAGAAAAAUAUCGAACGAAGAGUUAAAGCUAACCUAUGAUGCGUUGUUCGCUUCGAUGAAAAAGUACAGUGGGAGUCGUAAAGUGUCGAUAUUAUUUCAGUAGGAGAAAUAACUGUUCGAGUGAAUUUUGCGAACGAAUUUCAGUCUAUUCGAGUAAAAUUCUGGCCGUCUCUGUGCUACUCGAAUCGGAGUGUUCCAGGAGGGAACAAGUUUAGCAUGUGCCGCCACGUGAUCGAUUCGACGGAGCAUUUUCAGGCGAUCGUGUUUCGUCUAGCAACGAGUUUCACUGGGAAAUUCGAGAUCGUUGAUUCAUGCCAUCCGCGUGCUCGUGCAUCGAUUGCAGUCGGUCCGAGUGAUCGAUAUAUAGUGCGCCAACGUUGAAGAAAAAUCUUGGUGUCGCGCGUAUGCGUGGUAAAAAUAGAUCGUGUCACGAGUGGGACAAAUUUUGUUGGAAAAAAUUGGAAGCGAGGGGUGCCGACGCGGAGCGAAGGGGCGCCAGAGGAACCAUAGGCGGCGACGGCCCUGAAGCCGGCGGCGGAGUGAUUCGCGGUUCGCUGUGGGGGCCCUCAGCUGUUUCCCGCCAAAGAUCGCCAUUACAAAACGCGUUCGGGCGUUGUGUGUGCGCCGCGCGGAGUGGCUGUCCCGUGGACAAAUCUCGGUGCGUGCCACCGGCGGUAUAAAAUAUUAAUUACGAGUUCCGGUAGAAUUGGUGUGUCGUAAGGCCCUGAGGAGGUGCGCGUUUGUUUUUAGGGUGGAGUGUGCGAGGUUAAGCCCCGUCGUCUUUUUCGCUGCCGCCGACGACGGCUGCUGUGGGACGUGGAAUCGCGCGGCGGGAUUCACAGUGCUACGGACCAACGAGAUAUGUCAGUGUUUGGUAGUGAGGAUCGAAUUCUGCUCGAGGAAAUCGUCGAAUCCGCCGAGGAACAGGAAGUCAAUUUGUGCGGAAGCAUCGGAACGGUAGAGGAGGGCUCGGUGACCACGAGCGUGACGGUCGCCGAGGUUGCUGAUUCGCUAGAGCAACAGCAACCGCAAUCGAAGAGCAACGGCGCGAUAUCUCGCCGUGUUGCUGGUCAGAACGUUGCUCUGAGCAACGGCAACAGCACCAGCAACGUCGGCCGCGUAACGCCGCGUAGCCACAUGGAGCAAGAGAAGAGAAUGCGGCGAGAAAUCGCCAACAGUAAUGAACGACGUCGUAUGCAAAGUAUUAACGCCGGUUUCCAGUCGCUGAGGACGUUGCUGCCGCAUCACGAGGGCGAGAAACUGUCUAAGAGUUCCUGUUGUACUUACUUGGUGCAUCCACCAACUAUCACCAUUCGACAGUUCCUUGUAAAGUCACGUAACGCGGAGGAUACCCGACAGCAUCGAAGUGUGGGACACGUGUCCUCAUGGAUAUCCGCCGUACGUUAACGCGCAAAAUCAGCUGUUGGUUCGCAGUGGCAAUUACGAGUCACCACGCAGCACUCGAGAUUCUUGUUCCGACAGACACACAUGCUCGUUGUGUGCUCACCUUUACCGCUCUCGUAAACGCACCUUUAGCGGUCAACAAUCGUAGAAAUUCUUUAUGCGUCGUAACCACGGUCGUUACCCUCGAUAUAAGGUCAUUAGUGUGUGUUUUAGCGACCGCUGUUUUUCUCACGAACGAUGCAGGUUCUUUUGGCGCGAAUCGACGACUUUCACUGAUUCCUGGAAAGGAUUUCCGCGUGUUAGGUUCAGGGAUCCCAGUUGACCACAUCUCGCACGACUUAACCUUUGCCUGAUUUACUUCCAACUAUCUUUCGUAUUCGAAACGAAAAAGUAAUCGAAUUAGCAGUAUCGUGUAAAGUAUCUGCGAAAUUCUUCCUCUUUUCGAGUUCCACGAAGAAACUUUUUAUCGGUAUUGAAUUGCAUGAACUUGCACUAUUUGUGGUGGAAAAACAGUGUUAUUCGUAGAGCGAUUAUUGGCCGGUAUCUUGUUAUGAUAAAUAGACUUGUAAAAAGGAUGCAAAAAAAGGCAAUGAUCGGCUAAUAAAAGCAAUUUACUGCUUUAUCAAAUUAAUGCCAGGUAAAUACAACGAAGGCUCGACACUGUUCUUCCGUGCUGCACCGUGCGCUUUAUUUUUGUUCCUGAUUGUGCGACUCGUUAAUAAAUGAAGCAGGUAGUCUGUAAAAUUUUUAAUUGAAGUUUAAUGCCUGCUGUGAACAGGCACGUACUAUAAUCGUCGGACUCGUUCACGUGCACGUUGCAUCGCGGGUGUGCGCGUACUUUCGCAAUGCGAUAUUUCGCGAACCAGUCCUCGGGCCACAUGGUUCAAUUCCCACGCAUUUCUCUUAAGGAGAUCGCUCCGUCCCUUUUGUUCUUACGCUUGAUCCCCUUCCGUCGCUGCUGGUCCUCCUCUCCCGUUUUCUCCCUUUUUUAUUCUCCUUUUCCUUGCAUUCGGCCUCGCCUGCCUCCGUCUUCAGCUCGGUCCCUUCUUUCUUGACACUCGCCCGACGAAGGCCAACGAAUUUUGCGAAGCCCUGGCCCACUAAGAAGCAUUCUCCGUCGUACCGCCUCUUUGGUGGCUCCCCUUCGCUGCGCCGCGAAUAUUAACGAGACCGAUCUCCAAAUACGAACCAUCCCGCUCCUUUUUGCCUCUCUGCUCGUUACAGCAUCCACUCGGUGGCCAGGGCGACUUCUUAUUAAUCGAUCACGCGACGCUCGCGGGUAAUUUCGAUUCUAGGAACGAAAAGGAACUCGAAAGUAAAAACGAAAACUUCGUAGAAACGCAGUUUACGGAGCGCCGAUAAUGCAACUAUUUUUUGGCUCGGGUGUGAAACUAUUUUGGAGCUGAGAAUCUUUAAAAAAAAUUGCAUAGUGGAAAAUCUGCGAAACAGUAACAGAUAAAUCGCCUUCCAUGGAAACAAAUCAAUUUCUGAAACGAACUUUACUUUCCAGAACGAACACGCAACGUCCGAGAUAAAUAAUUGGUAUUUUCAUAUUCCAAACCGUGCACCUUUCACGUCGAACGGUGGGAGUUGAAUUAUCCGUAUUGAUAGCGUUAUCGUCGCCAGCACCUAGAGGGGCUACGCGAACCGAGUGCCGUGUCUUUCGUAGCUGCAGCGUAUUGACAAAGAAGCAAAAGGAGCGCAAAUGAGCACAGACGCCUCGACCCAUUUUCAUUUAGCGCUCGCCAGACAAAAAUAAAAAUAAACCGCGCCUCUCUUCGGUGCGCCUUUUAACGAAACUUGGAUCGGACCUACUCCGUUGCGUGGGUAGGGGUUGUUUCGCACGCAUAAUCGUGCUUUUGCCCGGUACGAGAUCGUUUUCUGAUACUCCGCGCGACACUUUUCAACGUCCUUCUAGGCUGUUUAAUUAAACAUUUCUACUUAACCCAUUUGCGUCGCACGGAGAAGUGGAAGAUUCGUUCUUGUCACCAAUAUUUCACUUCAAUUCCUAACGAUGGAAAUGGGUUAAAUGUGCUCCGUUCCUUUGAAAGAUAGUUCGAUUCUUCGAUAAAGGGUAAAGUUUCUCGUAAUGUCUGCGUGAUUAAUUGCAAUAAACUGUUUAUAUGAUCGUCCAGUCGUUAUUGUUUAUCCUUAAUUUC